CGCGCCGCUCGCCGCACCGCUCGGAGGAGUAUAGGAUGGAGCAAAGACCGAAAUAUCGAUUUUUAGGCCCCUACGCGGCGGUUCGUUCGAUGCUCGUAUCUACCCCGUACCCCCGUACGUCCUGUCCGCGCCAAGCGCCUUUCAAAACACCGACGACGCGCGCGAGCUACACCGCGCUCGUCCACGCAGCCCCGACGUUGCCGUCAGCCGUCGUUCUCUUCUCCUCGCCCUCCUUGUAAUUCGGAUUUAUCGUCGCGUAAAAUUGUGGGAUUCCGGUUGGACUGGAGUUACAAGUGGAUCAUUACCGGUGCGCCGAUGUUCUCAGAAAAGAUGGCCAUCGCCGCCUCGGAGAAUUAUCAGCUGAAAUGGCACAGCUACGGAGCGCAUCUGCACAGCUCCGUCGCGACUCUGCUCCACUCAGAAUCCUUCGCGGACGUUUUGCUGGCCACGUCCUGCGGGCGGCACGUGGCGGCCCAUCGAUUCGUCCUCGCGGCCUGCUCGUCUUACCUCAGUCACAUUUUUCAAACGUGCCAUUUCGGCGCCAACACCAACGCUCCGAUAAUCGUGGUGCUGCCUACGGAGAUAGGAUACCGCACGUUAAAAAUCCUGAUACAGUACAUGUACAGUGGCGAAGCCACUGUGACCAACGAUCAGCUGGAAGGAGUCCUCAAGGCCGGCGACAUACUACGUGUGCGUGGACUGUGGAGAUCAAAUACCGGCAGCAGCAAAAAGGAGAACAUACAAUCGAAUAAUCAGAAAAUCGAACGCGACAAGCGGGAAACGUCGCAGCUGACCGGACAAAUACAAAAGAUCAAGCUGGUACAACCGACCGCGGAGAAGGUAAUCGAGAAUGUGCAGCAGGCAGCCACGGCUUGCCAAAAUAAUGUACAGCCCACAAAGUCGGUUGAGAGGAAGAGCACCGAGAAAAUCGAGGAUAAGACCAACGAAUCUGAGACCAAGAAAGUCUCGGAGGAGAAGAAUAACGAGCAGAGUAAGAACAAGGAAAACCUCGAGACAAACGGCAAAAAGAAGAAAGCCGUUAACAGCGACGUCGAGUCGAAUAAGUCCAAGAGCGAAGGUGGCGAAAACACUGAACUAAACUUGGAGUUGUUAGUAAAGGACGAGCCGAUCGAUUGGGAAGAAACGAUUGAUCCGUCGGAAUCACUCACGAUAGACCAUGAAAUCGAUAUCAAACCAGAGAUCGUACAUAGCGCGGAUGAGGAUGGAGAUAUGGAGGAGGAAGAGUAUACCCCACUGACAUGCGAUAUGUGUAGUCAAACGUUUAACAGACCGUCGGAUUGGGUGAGACAUAUAGAGUUCACGCACGCUGACAUGACUGAAAAUCGAAGAAAGAAACGAAAGGACGAUAUAAAUGACGACAGCAAGGACUUUCCCCCUCUGAAGUGUGAUCUAUGUGGCAACAUGUAUUCCACGCCGCAAGAGUGGGUGCGUCACAUACAGACGGAACAUACGGAGGAGCAGUUGGCCUUGAUGAACAAUUCGGCGCCCCCUAAGCCGAAAAGGGUUCACAAUCACCAAAAGUUAUGCAACAUAUGUCAAAAAGAAUUCCCGAGUCACGCUUCGAUGGUCAUCCAUCAAAGAACGCAUACGGGCGAAAAGCCUUUCCUUUGCUCUUACUGUAAAAAAGGCUUCAACGUAAAGAGCAACUUGCUGAGGCAUUUAAGGACACUGCAUGACAAAUACGUACAUCCUAGCUUAUACGGAAGUAAUGGUAGCACGAACGCUUAAAGACCCUUCACAUUUCUUUCCGACUAUAUAUA
Messenger RNA from Trachymyrmex septentrionalis, 1781 nucleotides. Its product is annotated as zinc finger and BTB domain-containing protein 14. The coding region runs from base 316 to 1749 and encodes 477 amino acids. NCBI's taxonomy places the organism in Eukaryota, Metazoa, Arthropoda, Insecta, Hymenoptera, Formicidae. The transcript is spliced from 6 exons. Gene Ontology annotation, cellular component: nucleus. Gene Ontology annotation, molecular function: protein binding. The record is from RefSeq and is a predicted model, not a curated record. Gene Ontology annotation, biological process: regulation of transcription by RNA polymerase II.